Molecule: messenger RNA, 2083 nt
Organism: Gasterosteus aculeatus aculeatus (three-spined stickleback)
Lineage: Eukaryota; Metazoa; Chordata; Actinopteri; Perciformes; Gasterosteidae
Source: RefSeq, a predicted model, not a curated record
GGGGGCAGAGGGAUUUGUUACUGAAAAGCUCACUGCAGUCCUCUCUGUGCUGUUCUCGAGGCCGGUCAGGAUGAGGGCGGCGGCUCAGUUGGUUGCGUUUCUCCUUCCUGUGCUGAUAGCGAUAGCACAGUCAGCACCAGGGAGCGAUGACCCUGUGGUCUCUCUGGAAAAGGGCCAAAUCAGGGGGCAAUACGGGAUGGCGAAAGGCACGGGGAGAAGGGUGGCGCAAUACCUGGGGCUCCCCUUCUCCCGGCCCCCCAUUGGACCCCUCCGCUUUGCUGCUCCCCAGGAUACAGAACCCUGGGAGGGGGAGAAAGAUUGCACUCGCCAGCCUCCCAUGUGCAUCCAAGAUCCAGAAACGGUUGUUAGCGUUUCUAGGACCAUGUCGAUGCGAUACACCCCACCCGAGGUUUCAGAGGACUGUCUGUAUCUGAACAUUUACACUCCAGCCGAGGCAACUAAAGGGGACAAAUUGCCGGUGAUGGUGUGGAUCCACGGAGGAGGUCUGUCAAUGGGUGCAGCCUCUCAGUUUGACGGCGCUCCAUUGGCCGCGUAUGAAAACAUAGUGGUGGUUAUUAUUCAGUAUCGCCUCGGCAUCCUAGGAUUCUUCAGCACUGGAGACGAGCACGCACGGGGAAACUGGGGGUUCAUGGAUCAGCUGGCAGCACUGAGAUGGGUGCAGGAAAACAUCGAGGCCUUCGGCGGUGAUCCACAAACUGUCACAGUGGCUGGAGAAUCGGCAGGAGGAAUCAGUGCAUCAAUAUUGACUCUCUCUCCACAAGCAAGAGGACUGUUUCAGAGGGCAAUUUUUCAAAGUGGAGUGGCAACACUUGGCACCUACACUACAAAACAUCCCCUGGGUCAUGCCAAGAUUGUUGCCAACCUCACUGGAUGCAACUUCAGCAGCACAGAGGAAGUGGUUGCGUGCAUGAGGGGGAAAAGUAAAGAGGAGCUGGUUGAUGCAACUAAAAAGAUGAGAAUCUUCCUGGGAGCCGUGGUGGACGGCGUGUUUCUCACCGACACGGCUGAGGAGCUGCUCAAGAGGAGAGAAGUGUUACGGGUUCCAGUGAUGAUGGGAUUAACCAACCACGAGUUUGGAUGGAUCCUGCCUAAGAUCUUCCUCCCACCCGGCUGGGAGAACGGCAUGAACAGAGAGACCGUGCUGGCACUGAUGAACAUGGUCAACCCUACAGGGGCUUCCUCUGCUAACGAUCUCAUCGCCGACGAGUACAUGAAAGAUGCCCAAACGCCAGAGGAGAUCAGAGAUGCGUUCACCGAGAUCGUGGGAGACCUGCUGAUGACGCUGCCGGUUCUCAACGUGGCCGGAUACCACUCAGAUGCAGGCAUUCCGGUUUACAUGUACGAGUUUGUGUACAGUGCUGACAUUCACAAAAGCAACAGGCCGAGCUUCGUGAAAGCAGAUCAUGCAGAUGAUGUCGGCUUUGUGUUUGGUGCGUGUUUCUGGAGUGGCCACAUCCAAAUCACAGGCAUUAUCACCGCGGAGGAUGAGAGGCUCUGCAGGACCAUGAUGUCGUACUGGGGCAGUUUCACGCGGACUGGGUGAGUAAGCGCAGACAACAAUAUCAUUAGAGCCGAGCUUCAUGUCUUCAUCCAAAUCCAUCAAGAAAGGUUUAAGCAUCUGUCCCCCAGGCUUAACAUCACGUCGUGGCUGGAUGUCAUGUGUACAGUAAUUAAAUUACUUCUAUAAAUACAUUACUACAGUUGUAACACUAGUCAUGAUCACACAUAUUAUCACCGCUGAGCGUGCUCUUCUGCCUAAAUCCUAAAACACUCCCCAAAGUUUGCAGCUUUAGUUGGGCACCACCGGCCCAUUCACAGUGGAAUGAUAGAGGCUCCACCGUAUCCCCGCGGUUCCCCUCAGCUCAUCGGAGCAUGUUAAGUACAAGGUAUGAAGCCAUAAGUAUGCAGGAAACAAAAUGAGUUCUGUGAGGAGCAGGAGGCCCGGUGACCGAAGCAACCCCCGUCUGGGCGGGCCCCCGAGAAUCAAACUUAACGAUUACAAUUUAAUGAAAAGUAAUUUUCUGCGGGAAAAUAACAGUUUAGCUAAAAAACAGGGAACUAA